UUCAAAAUGGCGGACUUUUCAAAGUGACUCUUUGAAUUUCCUUCGUUUCUGUUGACUUUUUAAAGAACUUCUUCAGUAUUUUUAUCGAAAAUAUUUAUAAAUUAGACCACAUGGAUGCCGUUAUUGCUGUGGAGCCGGAUCUGAAUGCAAUUAUCAAUGAGUAUCUACAUUUUCUUGGCUAUGAAAAAACAUGUGCCACACUAUCUGAAGAACUAAGAGUACUUGGAAAACCAGAGAUUACUAGUGGAACUCCACUUAGAAAUGACUCCCAGAUAUCAGAAAUGCAGACUCAAGCUCUCAUUGCUUUUGACAAUGGCAAAUACCAGGAUUUUUUCCCUAUUUGGAACAAUCAAGUCCCAUCUAGUGUACAAAAUAUGGCCUCCACGUGUCAAAAGCUGGAGUUUAAUCUACACAUUUACUUUGCUGUUUAUCCCAUUACCAAUGGAAGACAUAAUAAAUUAGAGCUUGAAAGGUCCAUGAGAGUAUUCAAGUCUUAUUUAGAGAAUAAAGGAUCAGGGCUGAGCCAAACCACAGAGUUUCUUCCAUUUUAUGCCUUACCUUUUGUUCCUGAUCCAACUACUCACCCAUCCUUUAAACCAAUAUUCACUGUGAGUAUAUAUACUGUACCUAUAAGAUUGUUUACAUUUAACACUCUUACUUAUUUCCUGGUUCACUAG
Messenger RNA from Actinia tenebrosa (Australian red waratah sea anemone), 677 nucleotides. Its product is annotated as lisH domain-containing protein ARMC9. Gene Ontology annotation, cellular component: centriole; ciliary basal body; ciliary tip. The record is from RefSeq and is a predicted model, not a curated record. Gene Ontology annotation, biological process: cilium assembly. Gene Ontology annotation, molecular function: protein binding. NCBI's taxonomy places the organism in Eukaryota, Metazoa, Cnidaria, Anthozoa, Actiniaria, Actiniidae.